Molecule: messenger RNA, 788 nt
Organism: Camellia sinensis
Lineage: Eukaryota; Viridiplantae; Streptophyta; Magnoliopsida; Ericales; Theaceae
Source: RefSeq, a predicted model, not a curated record
CGACACCGUCCCUUACUCUUAAGUGAAUUUGGUAUGCGCAUAUGCCCUCGUCUCCAACCAUUUCCAUCCUCUCCGUCUCGAAUUCGUGGAGUUUCCGAUCUCAGUCCCCAGACGACCAUCGACGAGCUCUGAGCUAUGGCUUCCUCCUGGGCGUCGAAGGCGGCUCGUCAAGCCGCAAUCGUUUCUCGGCUCUCCUCUCCGACUUCAUCAGCUCAAGCCGUGACCCUUGUCCAGCGCCGCGGCCUUGCUGGCGCCGCUGAUCACCAUGGACCUCCAAGGGUUAAUUUCUGGCAAGAUCCAAUGAGUCCAUCUAAAUGGAAGGAAGAGCAUUUUGUGAUUGUCUCUUUAUCUGGCUGGGGUUUGCUUUUCUUUGGGGGAUAUAAGUUGUUCUCCGGGGGCAAGAAAGACGAGGAAGAGAAAUUGGUGGAAGCAUCACAUUAGUAUUGGGAUUUUAAAGUCACUGUCACAGAAGCUUUCUCUCAAUAAUGUGUUUGCUUGGUUUUCCAAUCUCCUUUGAUCAGACAUCUUCGUUUGAAGAUAGUUUUUUCUUUUUGGCCAAUUUAUGUCAAUGACUUCUGGAUAUGAUGGGUAUGGAUUUUCGGACAUCAGUUACAUUGCUGUGGCUUGUGAGUAAAAACAGCUCUUUUCUACUUUCUAUAGAGCAUAUUGAUAAUCUGAUGUGUACCUUACAUUACAUGUUUUAAUAAUGAGCUGCCCUCGAAUUUCCUAACUGUACUCCACAGAAUAUUGAAAGGCAGUUAAUGUUGUUUUCUGGAGUAUUAGCUUAA